Messenger RNA from Labeo rohita (rohu), 2035 nucleotides. RefSeq names its product potassium/sodium hyperpolarization-activated cyclic nucleotide-gated channel 1 (gene hcnl1). Bases 194 to 1771 code for a protein of 525 amino acids. The record is from RefSeq and is a predicted model, not a curated record. The transcript has 11 exons. Gene Ontology annotation, cellular component: membrane. Lineage: Eukaryota; Metazoa; Chordata; Actinopteri; Cypriniformes; Cyprinidae. Gene Ontology annotation, biological process: monoatomic ion transport; transmembrane transport. Gene Ontology annotation, molecular function: monoatomic ion channel activity.
UAUUAUAGCUUCAUGUCUUUAGCAUUUCUUCGAUAAUAUAUAUAGAUAUGUUAAUGUUUAAUCAACUCCAUUAGUUAAACGAAAGAAGUGAAGCUCUGCUGUCACGCGCCGAUUCGCGCCACUUUAACAUUCGAACAUAAAUAACGAACAUAACGAAUUAACCGUUAUCUGCGGUCCGAGUUUCUCCGUGAAGAUGAGUCAAAAUAGCUCAAGUGGCCCAGAAAAGUUGCCCAGAAAGUCACGGUUUUCGGCCCUUCGAGCUGUCCUAACAGAAAGACGACCGGUGAACGUCGAAGGAAAUGAAAAUGAGGAAAAAAAGGAAGUUAAAACCAACAAAUGGGUGAUACACCCUCGGAGUCGCGUCAGGCAUUACUACCUUAUGUAUAUGGUGAUCUUAACAUUCGUGAACCUUAUAACAAUUCCUCUAGACAUGGCAUUUUCUGAGGAAAUGCUUGAUAGUGCCCACAAAUACUGGGUGACCUUCAAUGUAUUCUCAGACACCAUGUUUUGUCUUGAUGUUGCCAUUAAUUUCCAAAUGGGGAUUUUCAGUGACGACGGUCAGGCCAUCCUGGAUCCAAAAAUAAUUAGACAGGAUUAUUUCAAAUCUUGGUUUGGUCCUGAUGUGGUGGCUGCCUUUCCAGUUGACAUCAUCAUUAUUAUUGUGGAGCACUUUUAUCACGCUGACACCGCUUCACUGAUGGCCUCCAAGCUGGUGAGGAUACUCAUGUUCGCGAGGAUUUUCAGUAUGAUCCGUUUACUCCGUGUGCCGAAGCUUCUGAGAUUCUGCUUUGAGUUGGAAAGUGUCUCUGACAUUCAGCUUGAAGAAGUCAAGAAGUUUUUCAGGGUUUUUUUCUUGUUCCUGUUGAUAAUCCUCAUCUGGCACUGGAACACAUGUGUGCAGUACUUCAUAUCUCUACUGGAGGAAUUUCCCCCAGACUGCUGGGUCAUGCAAGAGAAUAUCAAGAAUGCCACAAUCGGAGAAAAAUACUCCUAUGCUUCCUUUAGAGCGUUCUCUCAACUGGCCUGGAUUUCAACUAAAUCAAUUCAAUCACCGACACGUAUGGCAGAACGAUGGACGGCUGUUGUUAGCAUGGUGAUUGGAUAUUUAAUGUGUUUUGCUCUUGUCGCCUGCUUGAUCGCAACAGUUGGGAGCGUGUCUACGGCUGGCAAUGAAUAUAAGAAAAAGAUCAGCCAGCUGCAAUCCUCCAAAAUGUUCAAAAAGCUGCCUAGGAUGUUGCGCCAACGCACCACUGCCCAGUACAAGUGGCAGUAUGAUAAGAAGAACAUCCUUGAUCUGGUGUCAAAACGGCUGAGAAAGGAUAUUAUGGCAGAUAUGUGUCCCAACCUGCUGAGCAAAGGCUCCAUGUUUAUGAUGCAAGACAGAGAAUUCACCGAAGCCAUCUUGGUGAAGUUGGAGUACGAGUUAUUCAACGCAGGAGACAUCAUCAUUCAUCAGGACGCUAAAGCUGACAACAUGUUCUUCAUCGAGCAUGGACGGGUGCUCAUGAAGAACGAAUAUUUCCAAAUGGAGCUGUAUGAUGGAGAUCAUUUUGGAGAGACCAGCUUCCUGUUUGGUGGAAGGCAACUGGCCACAGUUUCUGCUCUGACCGCCUGCAGCCUUUUCUCCCUGUCGUUACAACAGUUUAAGGAGAUCGAGGAAGAGUUUCCACAUGUUGUGAAUGAGCUGAGGAGAGCAGCUCAAAUGCUUAAAAAUGACCUUGAGGGUGUUGAGCUGGAAUUUGAAGUUACAUCAACAUCAGACAGUGUGUGAGACGACAGACCAGGACCUUUAGCCAAUUAGUCAAAUGUUGGAUAAGAUUAUUUUAUUGUUUUACAAUUUCAAUUAAAUUUAAUUUUUUUAUUUUCAUGGGUAUUUUAGAUGCUUAAGCUGUUGUAAUUAUAUGACAGAGAUUUUUUGAAUAUUUUUUAAUAUGCUUGAUAAUACAUAUAACAAUGCAAUAUAGUAUAUCUAGAAAGUUCUCAUUCAUCUUUACUUGUCAUUUCUGUAUGAUUACAAUAUAUUAUCUGUGCACUU